Molecule: messenger RNA, 1236 nt
Organism: Penicillium paradoxum
Lineage: Eukaryota; Fungi; Ascomycota; Eurotiomycetes; Eurotiales; Aspergillaceae
Product: putative ethanolamine kinase
Exons: 5
Coding region: 1-1236 (411 amino acids)
Biological process (GO): phosphatidylethanolamine biosynthetic process; phosphatidylcholine biosynthetic process
Cellular component (GO): cytoplasm
Molecular function (GO): ethanolamine kinase activity; choline kinase activity
Source: RefSeq, a predicted model, not a curated record
AUGGGCUCAACGGAGACUCAGAUGGCGAUGUCGCCAGACUUUCGAUACAUUCCCCUAUCAUACAUCCAUGCGGACUCGCAGGCCUCUGCUCUGAGGCUGAUCCUAACCCUCAAUCCUGACUGGGAAGGCCCUGGUAACGAGAUCAAGUUCGUGCGAUUCACGGAUGGCAUCACCAAUACUCUCUUGAAAAUCAUCAACGUGAAGCCUGGCCUGACGGAGGAAGAAAUAGACAAUGAGGCAGUACUGAUGAGGGCAUACGGAAAUGGCACAGAGAUACUCAUAGACCGCGAAAGAGAAACAAGGUCUCACGCGCUUUUGGCCAGUCGCGGUCUGGCUCCACCCCUCCUCGCCCGAUUCAAAAACGGUCUGCUCUACCGCUUCAUCCGCGGACGGCCUUGCGGUCACCAGGAUCUAGUCUCUCCGCCUAUCUGGCGCGGUGUUGCCCGUCGCCUGGCGCAGUGGCAUGCUGUCCUGCCCAGAAGCGUAGCUGCGCAUGUUGAGGGUGAGUCUGUGACCGAGAUUGCGGGCUCCAAGGACAACGAUAUUACUGUAAUCCAGCCCCGGCGUGCGGGCCCAUCCAUGUGGGCUGUGCUGCAGAAAUGGGUGUUGGCCUUGCCGGUUGCCACGCCCGAACAGCGCGCCCGCCGAUUAAGUCUGCAGGCCGAGCUGCAAUGGGUCUUGGAUAUUCUGGAUGACGGAAAAGGAUUCGGCGAGGAUGGAUUGGUCUUCUCCCACUGCGAUCUGCUCUGUGCAAACGUCAUCGUCCUUCCCAGCAAGAACGGUGCACCAACUCCUGAGGACGGUAUCGCGCCUGUUAACUUCAUCGAUUAUGAAUAUGCCGUCCCCGCGCCUGCCGCAUUCGACAUCUCGAACCACCUUGCCGAAUGGGGUGGCUACGACUGCGACUACAACAUGAUGCCGACUAAGUCUGUGCGCCGUCAGUUCCUUACUGAAUACACGAAGAGCUACUGUCAACAGCUUGGUCUCGAUGCUUCAUCUCAGAUGGUUGACCAAUUAUAUGAUGACGUUGACCGCUUCCGUGGCAUUCCUGGCCUCUACUGGGGCGUGUGGGCACUUAUCCAAGCACAAAUCUCACGAAUCGAUUUCGACUACGCCAGCUACGCUGAGACUCGUCUCGGUGAAUACUACGCAUGGAAGCGCGAGGUCGAUGGAAGCCGCAAGCAAUCCGGCGAGGAGAUGCCGCUGCGUGAAUCCCGCUGGGCGUCAGAGGUGUAA